GUAUAACGUAAGCCACGCCGAAAGCUAUUGAUUGUGGUUUUUUGCCGACAGAGGGCGAAAAAGAAACGCGCCUUCUGUCGGAGAAAUCAUCGAAUUCGAAGGGUGAAGUGGUUUACGACGGAAGGAGAGCGCCGGAAGCAAGCGUCGUCGAUCGUAGGGAUCCGCAGCAACAGCGACAACAGCAGCAUCGGGCCGCGUCAUGUCGCCCACCGUGGCCGACGGCGGCGCCAACCAAAGGCCCCCGCCUAAGCACUGUGUUCCUGAUUCAGCCGUCACUGAAAAAUGUUCCUAUUCCCAGAUUUCUUUCCGUGGUGUUCGUACAAGUAAAUUUCGUCACAUAUACGGUAGUCCAGCUCGUAAAGAUAACUGUUAUGAAUGCAUAAAAAUUACAAAAAAUGCACAUGAUAGUUAUUUUUGUGCUGCUAAUCCAAAAUUUGUUGCUGUUGUAACUGAAACUGCUGGUGGUGGUGCAUUUUUAGUAAUACCAAUUGAAAAGGUUGGGCUGAAGACAUCAACUUUCUUUAUGAUGCUGUAGUAAUCUUUCCACCGAAAAGAAGCUAUAAGAAAUAAUUGAAUCACUACAUCAAAAUCAAUGUCAACUACAAGGACCCAAUGAAUAUAUUCCAGAAAAAGUAUUGAAAAUGAACAGCCACCAAUCAGUCAGUCAACCUGAUGUGACAUCAGGUUGACUGACUGAUCUAUAGAUUAUCCCUGAUUCGUCAAACAAAGUAGUCUAGUAUAGAAGUGAUCAGUCUUUCCACAACGAAGAACAGAAAGGAAGAAGUUGAGUAGAAGCAAGUGAACACAAAGACAGGUUUAGAAGCUGAAAUGAAUAAAAUAUCAGAGUUGAAGUUUACUGUAGCCAAAGUAGGAAAUAUAAUGAAGCUAAGAAUACCAGAUGUGGACAGGGAAAGAGGCAAUCUGCAGAAUAUAUUGGCAGUAAUACUAGCUACUAAAAAUGAUAACUUGGAAACAAAGGAGGAUGUCUUUCACACUUGUAUACCAGAAACUAGUUUGUGCUAUGUGACAAACAAUUUCUUACAAUAGUGUGUAUCAAGUAUUACUCUUUCUCAAAGGGAAUGCACAAAAAAAACAUCAAUUUCAGAAGGUGAUGGGUACCAAAGGUACUCAUGUAAAGAAGAGUGUAAUUCAACAAAAUGCAGAUUCAAGGAAGAUGAAAAAUUACAUAACUCAAAAUGUCAUGAUAGUUUGCCAUGUUUGAAUAAGCAGUAGCAUAUUUUCUCCCAACAAAUUUUUUGAUAUUUUUGUACACACAAUUCUAAUAUUAAGCUGAAAUGGAUUUUUCUUAGUUUCUUUAUAUUGAUUAAAUCAUUCUAAUAAUAAUAAUAAUACAAAAAAUGUGUUUUUGAUUCAUUUUAUUAAAAUUUGUUAAAAUUCAUGUUACAGUA
This is a messenger RNA of Centruroides sculpturatus (bark scorpion), 1409 nucleotides long. RefSeq names its product coronin-2B-like. NCBI's taxonomy places the organism in Eukaryota, Metazoa, Arthropoda, Arachnida, Scorpiones, Buthidae. Bases 200 to 535 code for a protein of 111 amino acids. Gene Ontology annotation, molecular function: actin filament binding. The record is from RefSeq and is a predicted model, not a curated record. Gene Ontology annotation, biological process: actin filament organization. The transcript is spliced from 4 exons.